Actinia tenebrosa (Australian red waratah sea anemone) is the source of this 2314-nucleotide messenger RNA. RefSeq names its product T-box transcription factor TBX20. Gene Ontology annotation, biological process: regulation of transcription by RNA polymerase II; positive regulation of DNA-templated transcription; cell fate specification. Gene Ontology annotation, molecular function: RNA polymerase II cis-regulatory region sequence-specific DNA binding; DNA-binding transcription factor activity, RNA polymerase II-specific. Gene Ontology annotation, cellular component: nucleus; chromatin. NCBI's taxonomy places the organism in Eukaryota, Metazoa, Cnidaria, Anthozoa, Actiniaria, Actiniidae. The record is from RefSeq and is a predicted model, not a curated record.
UCUGGACAUCGCACUGAAUGAUGGAUGUUGUUUGUUAUGUGGGGAUCAGAGGUCUGACUGCAGAAGCGCCCUAAAGCUUGAUAAAGAACAAAACACUGUCAUCAAAUCGUUAAUUGGUGAUUAUUGCCUGUUUGUGGGAGAGUUUAGCACAGUGUAAAGGCAGGCUGGUGUUACACUUUAAAACAGAGAUCGCCCAAGACUUCCAGAUGGAUAAUUCUACGCAGCCAGCCUCUCCGUCGCUCUCACCGAAAGCCAAUGCAUUCUCUAUMGCCUCUUUGAUCGCUUCAUCGAUGCCCCAAGAAAGUGAUAAUUAUCCAGAGGACGCUACAARACUAAAAAGACGAUCGUCAGAAGACGAUGAAGAGUCGUUUGACUUGCUUAGACCUGCGAAGAAGGUAAAAGCCGACAGAGAACUACACGAAGAAGAAGAAGACGACGACGACGAUGACGAUGACGACAGCCAAGAAAUUGAUGUAGAAGAAGAGGAUAGUCCAGUCCAAAAACCCGAUGAUGUUACGGGUGAUCUUAAGGGCAUUAAAGUGGAGCUCGAAGGACGGGAUUUAUGGGAGAGAUUUAAUGAAUUGGGCACGGAGAUGAUUAUCACAAAAGCUGGAAGACGAAUGUUCCCGACUUUACGAGUAUCAGUAAGCGGUGUCCAACCYAAAGCUAACUAUCUGGUGCUCAUGGACAUYGUGCCUGUUGAUGACAAGAGAUACCGAUAUGCCUAUCACCGAUCCACGUGGUUAGUAGCAGGCAAGGCAGACCCCCCUGCCCAGGUUCGUCUUUACAUGCAUCCUGACUCACCCUUUACAGGGGAACARCUUCAAAAACAAAUCGUUUCCUUCGAGAAAGUCAAGCUCACGAACAACGACGGUGACCACAACGGACAUCUAAUCUUAAAUUCAAUGCACAAGUACCAGCCAAGAGUUCACAUCAUCAGAAAGAAAGAUCACACCGCAUCGGUUAUCAACCUAAAAUCAGAAAGAAUGAAGACGUUUACUUUCCCAGAAACAAACUUUAUCGCAGUCACGGCCUACCAAAAUCAAUUAAUAACAAGACUUAAAAUUGAYAGUAAUCCGUUCGCCAAGGGAUUUCGGGAUUCUUCGCGAUUAAUUCCAGUGGAAAGGGAUAACCACUCGUCUGAGAACAAACAUUAUCCGAAGUUCUACCCUGGCGCAUUCGGCCCAGGCCUUCCCUGGCCUGUAGUGGGUUUUGGAAAACGACCACAGCAUGCGAUCCCUUAUCCAAAUGAUGACAGAACAAGGAUUUUAACUACAGGUUUCUUACCAAGAUCUCCAGUACCAGUCUCACUCAGCCCAUCAUUUCCAUCCAACAGUUUUGUACCUCACUUACCUCAGCCCAGUCCUUUCUCUCCGCAUAAACCGUUACCAGUCCUCGAUGCUCUGUUGCCGUCGCCAUUUCACGUUCCUGUAUCAUUACCAUUUUAAAUGGCUUCAGCACCAGCUACAGAAUAAAUUAAGGCCCGAUUACAARGAGCAAGUUUCUUUGCAACUUGUCUCCCAACGGCGUGGCGACACAAGUUUUAUGGAGCACUGCAGCGUUUCAAUUUGAAGAAAAUGCUGUGAGACUCUUGCAACUUGUGUAGCAACGCUGUUGCGAGACAAGUUGCAGAGAAAAUUGCUCCGCGUAAUCUCGCAUUUAGUGUCUCCUCCACAAGGUAUUCAAUUUUAAGGAAUACUUUUUUGAGAAAGAGACUCCCUCUCUUAAAGAAUGAAGAAGAAUGAAGAGAAACUAAAGCCUUUUCCAGCUGCUAAGGCAUGUUUUUUCUCCCCUAUCAAACCCAUGUCAUUCACUUUAAUAUUACAAUUUUUUAUCUAAAGCCUACGCCUAUCAAYCCAAUAUUCUUAGUUUAUAUUUAGUGAAAUUACUACAAUCUAGCAUGCGCUAGGUAUUAAUAGGACGCCAUUUUGUUUUGAGGAUGACGCGUCAGGGCCGCCAUUUUUUGCAGGUGACGUCACGGUCGCCAUUUUGGCUCCUAGUUUUUAUGGGAACUGUUGCUUUGUUUUGCUAUUUUAGAAAAAUAUAUUGCCUUUUUACUACUUUAUUCUUGAAUCUUCAAAGCAAGGAUGUGCUUUAAGGAUCUAAGAGUGUGCAUAACGAAUGGAUGGGGAUUAUUUAUUAAUAGCUAACAGUAACGGAUUAUGAAUUUGAAAUGAGGUUUAAAACAGUUCCAAAACCCAUCRAUUGAUUUAGUUUGUACUGUAAAUAUGUGUAUUUUUUACUAUGUAAAUAAGUAAUUCGAAAUUCGAAAACUCUUAACUUAAUGAUAUGAUGUCAUGGAUUUUCUAAAAUA